GAUAGUUAUUGUGUGAAUACAUACGCGAAACACCCGUUCAGAGUGUGUCACCACAAUAGACACCAUCACAGCACCGGUAGUCUCAGUGUCACCACAAUAGACACCAUCCGCAGCACCGGUAGUCUCAGUAUCCAUGCAAUAGUAUCGGUUUGGAUUAAGUCUUCAAUGGAUUGCAAAAAAGUCUAUCCGAAAGACUCUUUGGACCGAUUGGGCGAUGAUUUGUGUCAACACUUAUUGUCUUUCCUAUCACUCGAAGACCGGUUCCGAUGUGAAUGUGUGUCCAAACAGUGGCAGAGAGUCGUAUACGAGACACAAACAGAGCUCACAAUUGAUCCUCAAUUGAUGGGAAGCACUAUAAGUGAGGAAUCGUUUGAAACAUUACUACAAAAGUGCGAAAACAUCACAAGAAUUGAAUUCUUGUGUUUCAAUGAUCUGAACGACACUAUCAUCGACUCCAUCGCCAAACACUGUCACCAUUUGAAUGCCAUUUAUAUUGAAAACAAUUUUGGUUUAAAUGACUCGAGAAUUGAGAGACUAUUCAAACGGUUUGCCAAACAAUUGAAAUCAAUUGAAUGCCAAGACAUGGGACCAAACAGUGGUGACCACAACUGUAUCGCCGAUAACAUCAAGUUUUGCACACAUUUGACACGACUUGGGAACAGUUUUUACAAUAAUAUGCGUUUAUAUCGUGUGGUAACCGGCGAUGAAACUGAUGUGUUGUUUAAGAGAUUAACAUCUUUUCAGUUCACGUACUCUAAUGAAGACGUCAAGUGUUUUGACGUAUUUGUGAAUCGCUAUCAAAAUCAGAUGAAAUCCAUGGAUGUGUUCAUCGAUGAGACGUCCGAAGACUUACUCCAGAAAUCCGUUGAUAUACUGAUGAGUGGUUUGUCGCGAAUGCGGGCAUUAAUUGAUCUGAAGAUUCAUUGCUCUGAGAAGACAUUAAGCGAUAUAAUAGCGGAUCAGUUGAGACACAUUGGCGCCAAUUGUGGUCAACUGAGGCGGCUGUCCAUCGAUGUCUAUAUGAGAGGUCACGACUCGCGCCACAUAUCCGACCAAACAUUGUGGCGAUUAAUGCAAACAAUUAAUGAUAACUUUCACGGAUUAAGACGUUUGCGAUUCUCUGAUCCCAUACCCAAGCCUUUGACAAUUAAUGUUAAUGAUUUGAUGCAAACCAUAGAUAAACUUAAGUUAAUGGUAUGUCUGGAAAGAGUCGGCGAUAGAAACCGAUUGAUAGGCUUUUCGUGUAGUAAUCAAUACGUUAUCACCAGAAAUAUUACAUUCAAACUAAUGAUGUUUUAU
Oppiella nova is the source of this 1299-nucleotide messenger RNA. The record is from the annotation of a GenBank genome assembly. NCBI's taxonomy places the organism in Eukaryota, Metazoa, Arthropoda, Arachnida, Sarcoptiformes, Oppiidae.